ACACAACGAUCUUCCAUGGAACAUUCGCAAGUUCAGCCACAAUUUACUUCGCGAUUUGGAUCUGGACACGGACUUGCGCAAUGUCGCACCUUGGUCCCGCAGUCGGUUCAGUCACACAGAUCUGCCCAGGAUGCGUGAGGGACAUGUAGGCGGACAGUUCUGGUCCGCGUUCGUCCCUUGCUCGUCCCAAGGCAAGGAUGCAGUCCGUCUCACGCUGGAGCAGAUAGAUCUUAUUAGGAGAUUUGUGGAUGCUUAUCCGUCUACGUUGCAGUUUGCUACAUCGGCCAAAGAAAUUCUAGAAGCCCAUGCUAGCAGGCCUCGUCGAAUAGCAAGCCUAAUUGGAGUAGAGGGCGGUCAUUCAAUGGCCACCUCUCUGGCAGUUCUUAGAACAUUUUAUGAAUUAGGAGUGCGAUAUAUGACACUGACCCAUACGUGUCAUACGACGUG
This is a messenger RNA of Ctenocephalides felis (cat flea), 447 nucleotides long. RefSeq names its product dipeptidase 1-like. The annotation marks the transcript as partial. Gene Ontology annotation, molecular function: metallodipeptidase activity. NCBI's taxonomy places the organism in Eukaryota, Metazoa, Arthropoda, Insecta, Siphonaptera, Pulicidae. The transcript has 3 exons. The record is from RefSeq and is a predicted model, not a curated record. Gene Ontology annotation, biological process: proteolysis.